Molecule: messenger RNA, 3254 nt
Organism: Carya illinoinensis
Lineage: Eukaryota; Viridiplantae; Streptophyta; Magnoliopsida; Fagales; Juglandaceae
Product: protein CPR-5-like
Exons: 5
Coding region: 1057-2808 (583 amino acids)
Biological process (GO): leaf senescence; trichome morphogenesis; defense response
Source: RefSeq, a predicted model, not a curated record
CGAAAUCUACCGUCUCCACCUCCACUUGUCCUCAAAGCCGAUUGAAGGUCAAAAAAUUUCUGUUUGAACCCAUCCGCCAAUAUUUUUUAUUUUCUAAGAUUUUCAGGGGAGCAAAACAUCAAGCUUGAAGACCAGGUCGACUCGAGCCCAAUAAGGAUAACGAAUAGGCAGAAAAACAAAACGUGUUGGAAACCACCAAAAUAAACAAUCCAACUAGUAACAAACCGAGACCACACGGAAACAGUCGAAAGACAAUAUGCCCUGCCUGGUGCGGAUGCGACAAUCAAUUCUGCAGGAAGAACUCCACGGUUCCAUAAAAAAUAAUGACCGAUAGACCAAAGUUCAAACACCCCGGAGGUGCUAUCAAAUUCAAAAUAACGUAGCAGAGGAUAGGGAGACCAGGCAACCUCUUAGGAAACUAACAUCAUAGUUUCGAUAUUUCUACACACUUUGGUGGGGUUGCUACUUGGAAAUUUUGAUGAUUCGUGCGCUUACAUCCCAUUACUUUAAGUAAUUUUCUUUACCAGAUGUUAUAAGCCAAACUCCAAAUUUUUGUUUGAAACCCAUCCAAAUUUUGUUCACCGGAUGGGUUUCAAACAAAAUGUUUUUUACCUUCCGUCGGUUCUGAAGACGAUUGCAGGUGGGGCUUCCGUCGGCUUUGAAAACGACUACAGGUGGAGAGGAUAGAUUUUGUUGAGGGUAGAGGAAGAGAAAGCAAGUAGGGAGUCAGUUUGGUGUUGUGGAGUACAGGAGAAUUGUGUUAGAAAUGGUUACGUGUAGCUAUAUUAGUAGUUGGUGCAAAAAUAGGUUUCAAAUCCAUCCGGCUGAGAGCUUUCUCAACCUUUUUUAUUUAAUUUUUCAGUUUAACAAACUUUCUUAUUCCCUUUUCCGUUUAUUUCUUGUAUUUUUAGGAGUAAAAGUUUUUGCCUAGUUUUCAAAAGUUUUUGAACGGAGGGAGGGUUUGACCGCGGAAGAUUAUCGAAUCCAGUUCCAUGCGUUGUACUUGUACUUUCUUUCUUCGUUCUCUCUCUCGAUAAUUACGAAGUAACCCCUUCCAUGGAGGCCUCCGCUUCGCCUCCUCACCAAGCCCUCCAAUCGACCUCCGUCGUCGACUCAGUUCCGGAUCCGAUCCAAGACCCUCUUCCUCCUCCUUUAUCUACUGGGUCCACCGUCGACGAUGACUCAAAGCCCAUCAACAGCGAUGAAAAAACCAAGAAGCCGAGAAAGAAGGCCAAGAAGAGAAGGAUAUCCAGAGAUGGCCCUGAUUUGUGGCCGUCUUCUUCGUCUUCUUGUUCUUCCUCACCCUCUUCUUCCUUGCACCCUACGCGUGUGGUGCUCAGACGCCGAAGACCUAGGGCCCUGCUCGCUGCGCCGCGGCGCAUCGAGUGCAAAGUAGACUCAAUUGCCCUUCCUCUCGGAAUGUCGGUCGCAGCUGUCGUUUGUCUGGUUCUGGAAACCAAAGAUGUGGCUGGUGGAAGGAUGUCUGCCAAUCAUCUUUCAAUGAUCUGCAUUUCAGCUGUCAGAGAAUCUUUAAGCAAUCAGGUCUUUGGUGACAAUUCCGAUUAUUUUAUGCGGAAUUUUGAAAAGUCAUUUGGAAGCACCUUGAGAACCCUUAGGUUGAUCAAUGAGUUGAACACAGAAAAGGGAGGACACCAUUUCUGCAACAUAAAGGUCGAAGGUUCUGCUUCACCUAUGAGUCUCAACAAUGGAGGAUGCAAGGGCAAUUGUGGUCGAGAAGAUUUUCAGUCAGAAGCAGUCUUGCAAACUUUUGCAGCUCAGGAUCUAUUAAAUACCAUCGAAGAGGUGAGAGGGAAUAUGCUAACUGGUUCAAAUAAUCAGGUGCUUACGCUGCAUGGGCAAACAAACCAAGUGGCCUGUGUCUUCCCAAACACACCUGGUCCUCUUGUAGGGCAGUCCAUGGUUAGCACUAUUCAGAAAUCUGUCGUAGAGCAAACCCGUUCUAACGACCUUAAGACUUUGGAGCUAGGUCUUACAAUGAGAAGAUUGAAGUUGAAAGAGACACAGCUGGCUCUCAACUUUGAUUCAAAUAAUCUAGAGAGGUCUAAAUUGGAAAUGGGAGCAUCAAAGGCAUCCUUUAAAGAAGAAAAAUUCAAGAGCCAAUUAGAAGACAUGAGACACACUGAGCUGCUCAGAAAGUGUGUAGACUGUCUUGUUGCUGGUCUGCUUGUCAUGUCAGCUUCUUUGUUAUACGGUGCUUAUGUAUUUUCAUACAGGAGGAUUACUGAAGCUACUGAAUCUUGCACAACUUCACCCAAGGAGUACAAGUCAUGGUGGAUCCCAAAGCCAAUGGCAUCUUUCAAUUCAGGGCUUCACGUUCUUAGGUGCCAGGUUCAAGUUGUGAGUCGAAUGCUGUUUGGUGUCUUAAUGAUUGUCGCAAUUGCUUGUUUGCUUCUCCAACGUUCAGCAAGUACAAAACAGAUAAUGCCAAUUACUUUCAUGCUUUUGCUGUUAGGAGUUGCCUGUGGUUUUGCAGGCAAGCUUUGUGUAGACACUCUAGGAGGGAGUGGAUACCAUUGGCUCCUACACUGGGAGAUUCUGUGCAUGCUGCAUUUCAUUUCUAAUGUCUAUACACCAUUUUUGCUCCUUGUCCUCCACGGAUCUGUCAAUGUGUCUCAAGGGACAAAAGGCAAGGCGAUAUUUCCAUACUGGAUCCGCCGAGUUAUAUUCUAUGCUAUCAUGUUCCUGUUUCUGCCACUAUUCUGUGGUCUUGUGCCUUUUGCAAGCCUUAGUGAAUGGAAAGAUCACUUUUUACUGCUGGUCACUGAUUAUCUAUUUACUGAUGAGUGAUGGAAGCUGUAGCUCAGAUCACCAAUAAGAGCUUUUACAAAUUAUGGAUCAAUGUUACUUUUUGGACGUUGGGAAGCCUAAAUUAUUUGUCUACUGUGUACUGAUAAAAAAGAAGAAAAAAAAAAAAAAACUCCUAAUUAGUCUACCGAGUGAAAUUGGCGCCCACAGAUGCCUGUAUUUGCUGAAGAUGUUAGGUGCCUGUUGGCACAGCUGCGUUUAUUCGUUCAUGUAUCAGUUGUAAUGAGCUUUCUUUCUUCUUUUUGUCUGGUGAGGUGUGCAGGGGUGGGGGGCUUCUUAUUGUCCUCGUGAAUUGUAGUGUCGAGCUGUUGUAUAUUAGGUUAUUGUUCGGGUAGGUUUACUGGAUUGAACUUGUGAAAGAAUUGAUCCUGUAUCGUCCUGUUUCUACCAAAAUGAUUAGAACUUAAUUAUUUACUGUUAACUUAAAA